This is a messenger RNA of Closterium sp. NIES-67, 2405 nucleotides long. The record is from the annotation of a GenBank genome assembly. NCBI's taxonomy places the organism in Eukaryota, Viridiplantae, Streptophyta, Zygnematophyceae, Desmidiales, Closteriaceae.
UGAUCUAGGAAACCUGCUCCUCUAUUCUCCCACUGCUUGUUUAUCCGUCCUAAAAUUUUCUGCGCUACAGUUAUAUUUUGUUCUUGCACUUGAAAUGAUAGAGACGGAUAUGUCGGGGGAACGAGAUGAAUAAGGGCAAGCCCUUGCGAGCCAGCUCGACGCCUACCGCGAGCCGAGGCACUUCCCCGCACCACCGUAGCAAGCGACCACGUCAGCAGGAAUCAGAUUCCACGUCAGCGAGGCGGUAUGUGGUGGCGGUGCACGUGGGAGCUGGUUACCACUCCAAGCGUUACGAGCAGCGGUAUCUGCGCGCCAUGCGCGACGCUCUCGCAGCCGCGGAGCGGGUGUUGCGCGGAGCUGGCGGAAGAUUGGCGGAAGGGCAGGGAGCGGAGUGCGGGGGGGAUGAAGGAGGAAGGAGACCGGAUCUAGGCGAUCGCGCAACGGCGGGUUCUUGUUCAAACUGCUGUUGUUCGUCCACGUGUACAGCUGUAGAUGCUGUUGUGGCAGCCGUUAAAUGCUUAGAGAGUCACAGCAUCACCAAUGCUGCCCGGGGAUCCAAUCUGACUGAAAAGGGGGAGGUGGAGUGCGAUGCAAGCAUUUUGGGCAGCAUUCCGUGCAGCACAGCAAAGCUGUUUGGCGCCGUAGCAGCGGCACCAGGCUUGAGUAGCCCAGUGUCAGUGGCAGCAGCGUUGGCGGGGCUCCGACACAAGGGGCCUCUCCCGUUUGGCCGAAUCCCACCCAUGAUGUUGGCGGGAGAGGGAGCACUCAUGUGGGCUCAGAAGCAUGCUCCAGAUGCUGUUGCACGGUGCCCACAGGAUCUAGUGACGGCAGCAGCAGCAGCACAGUGGCGCAAGUACAGGCGACUGGUGGGAGCCCUGGAGCAGCUGCAGGGGGGAGGGGGGGGCGUUGGAAAGGGGGCAGAGUGGCGGGAUGAGCAGGGCGGCAGGGGCAUGCGGGAGGAAGCUAGAGAGAGGGAAGGGAAACCAGGUCUGGGGGGAUUGGAGGGGGAGCAGAGGGAGGGCUAUGGAGGGGAGGUUGAUUGGUGUGGGGCGAAGGGGGAGGAAGUGCACUGGCAGCAGGAAGGUGGAGAGGGCAAAGGAAAGGCAAGGGCAGAGGGAGAGGAGGAGGGUGUGGGAGAGGAUGUGGGAGAGGGUGGGGGAGAGGGUGCGGGAGAGGAUGUGGGAGAGGGUGGGGGAGAGGGUGGGGGAGAGGCAGAGGAGGAGGGAGAGGAAAGUGAAGAGGAGGAGGAAGGCGUGUGGGACACGGUGGGAGCAGUGUGCUUUGAGGUGUCAAGUGGUGCAGCAGCAGCAGCCUCCAGCGGGGGGAUUGCUUUCAAGUCCCCUGGCAGGGUGGGCUGUGCAGCAGUGCAUGGCGCGGCCUGCUGGGCCGAUGCGUCCCACUGGCAGGCCCCCUCAGAGCAGCAGCAGACGUGCCUGCAGAUGCCGCAAGGCCAGGUCAGUGGCCCCCUUGGGGAGGCUCAACCGGUGCAGGGCCAGGGCGAGCACCAGAGGCCUGCUGUGGCUGCCAGUGUGUCUGGAGCCGGCGAGCCAAUCGUGGAGUGCCAGCUGGCGAGGCGUGCGUGCGAGGAGGCCAUGGGGGGUGGGGCGUCGGAUGCUGCAGCAUGGGCUCUUGGAAGGUUCAACGCGCAUGUGGCUGUUGCAGCGGAUGCAGCUGCACCGGCAGCAGCAGCAGCAGCAGCAUCAGCAUCAGCAUCAGCAUCAGCAUCAGCAUCAGCAUCAGCAGCAGCAUCAGCAUCAGCAGCAGCAUUAGCAUCAGCAGCAGCAGCAGCAGCAGCAGCAGGAUACUCAUCACAGAACAACCAUGUGAUUCCAUCCAAGGCAAAUGGGGAAGCAGCCGAGCAAUUUGGUUCAGGGGCACAGAAGGUGCGCGAGGCAGUGGGGAGGAGGCAGUGGCCCGUGGCAUCUGACGUUGGGCUGCUGCUGCUUUCUGCGCACCCGCAGCAAAAGAGUGGUGAAGUAGCAGUUGAGCUGGUAGCAUCCCUCCAGGCUCGCUCUUUUGGAUUCGGCGUGACCUCCUCUUCCGCGGACUCCCGGUUACAUGUCCAAAUAAUGCGAGUGACUGGCACGUCUAGUCCGAAGAACGAUUGUACAUUUAUGUCACUUUUCCGAAUAUAAGCAAUUGUGCAUUUACCUUCGCCGCGUCCGUAGGAGUCUCUUUGGGUGAUAUGAAGGGCGCCCUUGAAUGCUCGUCUCAUGCGGAAUGACGUUGGGCUUAAAUUUCAUGGGUAACUACCCGGAUUUCGGCGUAAUAAUGGGUGAUUUUUCUACCGAUUCCGGAUUCUGACAUGUUAGUUUUCCAUGAAGCCGGAUUCUGACGGGUUUAGGUUUAGCCGCACCUGUGAAGUGACGUGUUUGUCUUGCGAAGUAUCAGAAUUGAAGUGAUAA